AAAAUAUAUUUCUUAAGCAAAUAAUUCUAUCACAUAUAAUUAAAAAACAGUCAUGGAGGUAAAAGAAGAGACUCUAGCUCUCUUUGAGAGCAAGCAAGUUAAGGCUGGAGUUGCUUAUUGGGUGUCUUCAUGUACAAUAUUUUUGGGAAUUUGUUUGAUAUUGUUUUACAGGUUAAUAAACAUCCCAAGAGCUGGAGAAGAAGGAGGAUGGGCUUGGAUUGGCAUGUUCAUGGCAGAACUCUUCUUCAGUUUCUACUGGAUCAUCUCUCAGUCUCUUCGUUGGAAACUUCGAUACCAUUUCCCUUACAAAGAGAGACUUUCACAGAGAUAUGAAGACAAGUUACCUGGUGUGGACAUUUUUGUAUGCACGGCCGAUCCAUUGAUAGAGCCACCAAUUAUGGUGAUUAACACCAUUUUAUCAGUAAUUGCCUAUAAUUAUCCUCCUGAUAAACUCAGUGUUUAUUUAUCUGAUGAUGGUGGAUCAGAAUUCACAUUUUAUGCCCUUUUAGAGGCCUCUAAUUUCUCUAGAUACUGGGUGCCAUUUUGCAAAAAGUUCAAUGUUGAACCAAGGUCCCCUGAAGCCUACUUUUCUCAGCAACCUGAUAAGAAAGAUACUAAUUAUGUUCAAGAAUGGCUAGCUAUCAAGAAAAAAUAUGAAGAUAUGAACAACCGAAUCGAAUUGGCCAUUGAGAAGGGCAGAAUUGCUGAAGAAGUAAGGGAUCAACACAAGGGGUUCUCAGAAUGGGACAAUUAUAGAACAAUAAAGCAGGAUCAUCGACCGAUCGUCCAGAUUAUAAUUGAUGGUAAGGACACAAAUUCUGUUGAUAAUGAAGGAUGUAGAUUGCCAACAUUGGUUUACUUGGCCCGAGAGAAGAGGCCAGGAUGGCCUCAUAACUUCAAAGCUGGAGCUAUGAAUUCUUUGAUAAGAGUGUCAUCAGAAAUAAGCAAUGGAUCAAUCAUCCUGAAUCUGGACUGUGACAUGUUCGCGAAUGAUGCAGAUGCAGUACUAGAAGCAAUGUGUUUCUUCAUGGAUGAAAAGAGAGGCCACGAAAUUGCUUUUGUGCAGUUUUCACAUGGCUUUUGUAAUGUCACAGAAAAUGAUCUCUACUCAAAUUAUAUGCACAUAAUUCUUCAGCUUGAGCUUCAUGGCAUGGAUGCCUAUGAUGCGGCUAUGUAUGGUGGCACCGGAUGUUUUCAUCGAAGAGAAAGCCUCUCUGGAGCAAAGUACUCAAAGGAUUACGGAGGGAAUAUUGACAGCGAGGCCAAACAGAAGACUGAUAAAAGAACAGUUGGUGAAUUGGAAGAGGCCUCAAAAGUUCUUGCUACUUGUAGCUAUGAGAAGGACACUCAAUGGGGCACAGAGAUGGGGUUAAUGUAUGGAUGUGCAUCUGAAGACAUUGUUACAGGCUUGGCAAUUCAAUGCAGGGGCUGGAAAUCAAUGUAUUACAGUAAACCAAAUAGAAAGCCUUUCAUAGGUGUUUCUCCAAACACCUUAGAAAUUUCUCUUGUUCAAUUCAAGAGGUGGUCUGAGGGCUUGUUCACGAUAUUUCUCUCAAAGUGUUGUCCUUUCAUUUAUGGUCAUGGGAAGAUCAAACUUGGUGCCCAAAUGGGUUACUGUGUUUAUCUUUUAUGGGCUCCAAUCUCAUUGCCUACACUUUAUUCUGUCGUUAUCCCUCCUCUUUGCUUGCUUCAUGGCAUUUCCUUGUUCCCUAAGGUUUCAAGCCUCUGGUUCAUACCCUUUGCAUAUGUGUUUAUAAUUAAGAAUGUUUAUAGCAUAUUUGAGGCCCUGUGUUGCGGUAGUACACUUAUGAUUUGGUGGAACUCACAGAGAAUGCAGAUGAUCCGAAGGACUACUGCCUGCGUUUUUGCCUUCAUCCAUGUAAUUCUCAAGCAACUGGGGUUAUCUCAAACAGCAUUUGCCAUCACUGCUAAGGUGGUGACAGUAGAUGUGUUAAAGCGAUACGAGCAAGAGGCGAUGGAGUUUGGGAGCUCAUCUCUCAUGUUCACCAUUGUUGCUACAUUGGCAAUGCUGAACCUCUUUAGUUUAAUUGCAGCAAUAUUCAAGAUGAUUUUUCUGGAUUUUGGAGCUCUAGAAAAGUUGGUGUUUCAGGUUAUUCUUUGUGGGCUAAUGGUUGUGCUAAAUUUUCCAAUCUAUGAAGCUCUCUUUAUCCGCAAGGACAAGGGCUCCUUGCCCUUCUCAGUCAUGUUCAAGUCUAUUGCUAUAGCUUCAUUGGCAUGCCUAAUUCCUGUAAAUUAGAAUAACUUCUAAAUUGUAUCUUGAAUUCUAAAACCAUUCUAGUUUUUGAAAGUU
Pistacia vera is the source of this 2311-nucleotide messenger RNA. RefSeq names its product cellulose synthase-like protein E6. Gene Ontology annotation, cellular component: trans-Golgi network; plasma membrane. Lineage: Eukaryota; Viridiplantae; Streptophyta; Magnoliopsida; Sapindales; Anacardiaceae. The record is from RefSeq and is a predicted model, not a curated record. Gene Ontology annotation, molecular function: cellulose synthase (UDP-forming) activity; mannan synthase activity. The transcript is spliced from 8 exons. Gene Ontology annotation, biological process: plant-type primary cell wall biogenesis; cellulose biosynthetic process. Bases 53 to 2257 code for a protein of 734 amino acids.